Molecule: messenger RNA, 2845 nt
Organism: Cercocebus atys (sooty mangabey)
Lineage: Eukaryota; Metazoa; Chordata; Mammalia; Primates; Cercopithecidae
Gene: MPP3
Product: membrane protein, palmitoylated 3 (MAGUK p55 subfamily member 3)
Exons: 20
Coding region: 185-1942 (585 amino acids)
Cellular component (GO): plasma membrane; cell-cell junction
Molecular function (GO): protein binding
Source: RefSeq, a predicted model, not a curated record
GGGCCCAGGAAGGCGGAGCCAGCGGCGGCCCAGGCUCGGAGCACCCGCGCGGCUCCCGUUCGCGGAGCACACAUCCCGGCGCGACGAGGUUCCUUCGGAGAGCGAGCGGGAGUCGGUGCUCGGCCUCCUGCGGGGAGCAGCCCAAGGAAUCUGCAGGGAGAGGUCAGGACGUGACAACACCAGCAUGCCAGUGCUGUCGGAGGACUCUGGUUUGCAUGAAACCCUGGCCCUGCUGACCUCCCAGCUGAGACCUGACUCCAACCACAAGGAGGAGAUGGGCUUCCUGAGGGAUGUUUUCAGUGAAAAAAGCCUCAGUUACUUAAUGAAGAUUCAUGAGAAGCUUCGCUAUUAUGAAAGGCAAAGUCCAACCCCAGUUCUGCACAGCGCUGUGGCCCUCGCUGAGGACGUGAUGGAGGAGUUGCAGGCCGCCUCCGUGCACAGUGAUGAGAAGGAGCUGCUCCAGCUGCUGUCCACCCCGCACCUGAGGGCUGUGCUCAUGGUACACGACACGGUUGCCCAGAAGAAUUUUGACCCUGUUCUCCCGCCUCUGCCUGACAAUAUCGAUGAGGAUUUUGAUGAGGAAUCUGUGAAGAUCGUCCGCUUGGUGAAGAACAAGGAACCCCUGGGUGCCACCAUCCGGCGGGACGAGCACUCAGGGGCUGUCGUGGUGGCCAGGAUCAUGCGAGGAGGCGCAGCAGACAGGAGCGGCCUGGUCCACGUUGGAGACGAGCUCCGAGAAGUGAACGGGAUUGCAGUCCUGCACAAGCGGCCCGACGAGAUCAGCCAGAUUCUGGCCCAGUCCCAGGGGUCCAUCACCCUAAAAAUCAUCCCAGCCACCCAGGAGGAAGAUCGCUUAAAGGAGAGCAAGGUGUUCAUGCGCGCCCUCUUCCACUACAACCCUCGCGAGGACCGGGCCAUCCCUUGUCAGGAGGCGGGCCUGCCCUUCCAGCGCAGGCAGGUCCUGGAAGUGGUGAGCCAGGACGACCCCACGUGGUGGCAGGCCAAGCGAGUCGGGGACACCAACCUUCGAGCCGGCCUCAUCCCCUCCAAGCGGUUCCAGGAGAGACGACUAAGCUACCGGAGAGCCGCGGGCACCCUGCCGAGCCCCCAGAGCCUCAAGAAGCCCCCCUAUGAUCAGCCUUGUGACAAAGAGGCCUGUGACUGUGAGGGCUACCUCAAAGGGCAGUAUGUGGCUGGUCUUCGGAGGAGUUUCCGGCUGGGCUGUAGGGAGAGACUGGGUGGCUCCCAGGAAGGGAAGAUGUCCUCCGGAGCUGAGUCUCCAGAGCUGCUGACUUACGAGGAGGUGGCCAGGUACCAACACCAGCCCGGAGAGCGGCCCCGCCUGGUGGUUCUGAUCGGGUCUCUGGGAGCCCGACUGCACGAGCUGAAGCAAAAGGUGGUGGCCGAGAACCCACAGCACUUUGGUGUCGCUGUUCCACAUACCACCAGGCCCCGAAAGAGCCAUGAGAAGGAAGGAGUGGAAUAUCACUUUGUGUCUAAGCAAGCAUUUGAGGCCGACUUACAUCACAACAAGUUCCUGGAACAUGGUGAAUAUAAGGAAAAUUUCUAUGGAACCAGCCUGGAGGCCAUUCAGGCUGUUAUGGCCAAAAACAAAGUUUGUUUGGUGGAUGUGGAGCCGGAAGCACUGAAACAACUGAGGACCUCAGAAUUUAAACCCUAUAUUAUAUUUGUAAAGCCUGCAAUUCAGGAAAAAAGAAAGACACCACCUAUGUCCCCAGCUUGUGAGGACACGGCAGCCCUAUUUGAUGAGCAGCAGCAAGAGAUGGCCGCUUCCGCCACCUUCAUAGACCAGCAUUAUGGGCACCUGGUAGACGCCGUGCUGGUGAAGGAGGAUCUCCAGGGUGCCUACAGCCAGCUCAAAGUGGUCUUAGAGAAGCUGAGCAAGGACACUCACUGGGUACCUGUUAGUUGGGUCAGGUGACUUUAUCCCAGAACAUCCAAGCUGGAUGGGACCUUGAAGAUCAACUAGUCCAGACUCCCUCAUUUUACCAUCAAGGAAUCUUGAGCGCAGAGACGGGGAGAAUUCUCCACAAACUGCAUCGUCGAGAAGAGUAUAAGUGGGAAGUCUUGUUUGUUGUUGGUUUUUGUCUGUUGUUUUUCACUGCACCUCUUUGGAUCAUGAUUUGAAAGGGGCAUAUCAGAAAACAACACAUUUCAUUCGUUAAAGUAUCACAGGCAAGCUGACCCUGAUUCUUUGUACCAAAGUUAAGUAGCCACUGUCUUUUGCAGGUGAUAGUGGUUAAUUUAUACAGUACUGAUUUGCAGAAUUAAUUUAAGCAUUUUAAACAUAGUGACGCUUAGUAGUUUUUUUGGAAGCUAACUUGUUUUAUCCAAGGGGAUUUUACAUGUAACUGAAAUUCCCCUGUCUUCAAGCACUAAAAUGUUGAUCUUAACCUUUUUUUGAAGUGCUUGCCUGGUAAUAGAAAAUUGGUUCUCUGCCUAUUUUAAAAUAGUGAAUAUACGUAAAUUGUCUCUGGAAGGCUGAGGCACACUUCACCAUCAACAUGAAUUACUGUACUAUUCUGUACUACAGUGGUGCCUUCAGGGACUCGAGGAAUGUAAGGUUGUCUUUCCCGUUUCUAAAUACCCUCGGAUUCCUAACAUCGAGCCCUUGCUUUGUUUGAUUUGUUCUAUUCCACCCAUUGUUCCUUUUGUUACUGACAGUUGCCUUGGUCCUAGCCAGUCCCUGCCAUGAGAUCAUAGGGGUUCCUGUUGUGCUAGAUCUUGGGAAACCAAAUGACUCUCCCUGUCAAAACUAUGGCUAUGCCGCUGUAAACCAUUUCUGUCAAGAAUAAAAGUAUGUAGACCCAGAGUGUGGGCCUAA